AUGACAAAUGAUCUGAGCAAUUUAGAUCAGCGGUUGAAACUGUUGAAUAAGCAGGCAAUUGAUAACUUGAUUGACAUAUUGCAUGGAGUUUACACAACUAAAAAUUUAUUGAUUUUAGACCAACGCUUAUCAACACUAAUAAAUUAUUUAACCCCAUUCCUGAAAUUAAAGGAAAUAGCGAAAAUAGAUAAAACAGCAUGGAUUGGAGACAAUAUAGAACAGGACGUUCUCCAUUCGUUCGAUGGGUUUAUAUUUAUUCUCAAUGAAACCAAUGAUAACCUUCAAGCGUUAUCAAAGGCUGUCAAGCAAAUUGGUAAGAAAAAAAUACAUAUUAUUGUCAAGCAAUUAACCAAGUCUUUUAUUUACGAAAUCAAUAAAACCCUUAAUGGGAAUAUUACGUUUGAAAAGAUCUGUGAUCUUAAAACUGGUAAAGAGAUCAUUAAGUUUACAUCGAUGAUUAGAUUGUAUAAUUGGGAGAUGAAUCCAAUACUUAUAGACGAAGAAGCACGGGUGUUGUCUAUUGAAUCUCCAUAUGGAGGUCUCGAUUCUUACUUUAACCAGCCAUUAUUACAAUUAUACGGAUUGUCUAGUUCAUUUAUAUCUCUAUUGGAAAAUUCAUUUAAGGCUUCGAAUAUGUCAUGCAUGAAAUUAAAGAACAUAUAUGGUAAGGGCGACCAUGCGAACUUAUUGAUUAACAUAAUUAACAAUGAAAGAAUCCCCGAAUACUUAAGCCUGAAGCUUUCUUCAUUAGAACAGGAAUUUUAUUUGACUAAAGCUAAAGGAAACACAGAUUUAGUAGUUGUCGAGAGGAAUUUAGAUUUUGUUUCAGUCAUACUAAACCAGUUAAACUAUCAAGGACUAAUUGACGACUUAUUUGGAAUUGAUAUUGACAAUGUAAACGUUGGAGAGACAAAAUAUAAACUAAAUGAUGAAUUGUAUGAUGAAUUAAAGCACUUGAAUUUUGCUUCAAUCGGUAUUAAAUUAAAUGAAUUAGCGAAAUUUAUUCAGAAUGAGUUCAGUGCCAAAGAUAAUCUCCAGAGCUUGAAUGAAAUGAAAAAGUUGGUAAGCAAUUUGGGAAAUCUCACCUCCAAGCAAGAUUUGAUUAAGAAGCAUACUUUCUUAUCGGAAUGUAUAUUAAAUUAUAUUAAAAAUGGUGACAUUGAAAAUAAACCAACCAAGUCUAAUAGAAAAUUUAACGAAUAUGAAAAGUUCUUAAAUUUCGAAAAUGAAUUAUUUGACAUUGAUUAUAAGACACAGAUAAGUUAUUUACGAGGCUUUCUUGCCGAGAAUUUCAACUACAAAAUUGUGGUGUCAACCAUAGUACUAAUAUCAAUUGUCAACGACGGUAUUAAAGAAAAGGAUUUUGAUAUACUUUAUACAGAAAUAUUGGACAAUUUUGGUAUGGAAAUUAUCUUUGUCAUUGAUAAUUUAGUUGAUAACAAAAUUGUGAAAAUUAAUGAUAAUAAUGACUUGCUUAGUAGUGCUCUAACUUAUUUAACUAACCAAGAUAAAGACGACGAAAAAGACGAAAAUAAAGAAAAUGCUAAACUCGGUAUUUCAGGUGGCAUUAAUACCUACAAAAGUAAUUACACAUUGAUCAACAAAUUUUGGAAUUUACAUCCUACAGUAGAAGAAUCAACGGGAACAAAAUCAGGACUGUUGAUAGAUGAAUAUCCUAACCCGUCGUUUACUUUACCAUCUAGUACUGUACCUUUGAUUUCGAGAAUCAUUGAAUCGCUAUAUUUACGGGACUUCCUUGAAUAUAAACCAGUGAAUAAUACUAGCAAGAGACCAAAUUGGGAAAAACUCGGUCUAGAUACAAUGUUCCAUGGAAAGACAACAGACAUCAAUAUUGAUGAUACCCUGGAUGAUAGAAAUAAUGAUUCGAACGCUGAUCAAGGUGAAGAAUUUGUUGUCGUCAUAUGCAUUGGAGGUAUUACUAGAGGAGAAAUCAGCUGCUUAAGAUAUUUAGAGCAACGCUUACAGAAGAUUGGCAUCGCCAAACGUUUCAUUAUCCUCACUAGUGGUAUAGUAAACAGCGACAAGUUGCUUGAUGUCUUCAAGAGUUAG
Molecule: messenger RNA, 2070 nt
Organism: Debaryomyces fabryi
Lineage: Eukaryota; Fungi; Ascomycota; Pichiomycetes; Serinales; Debaryomycetaceae
Gene: VPS33
Product: tethering complex ATP-binding subunit
Exons: 1
Coding region: 1-2070 (689 amino acids)
Biological process (GO): vesicle-mediated transport; intracellular protein transport
Cellular component (GO): CORVET complex; fungal-type vacuole
Source: RefSeq, a predicted model, not a curated record